Sarcophilus harrisii (Tasmanian devil) is the source of this 939-nucleotide messenger RNA. RefSeq names its product olfactory receptor 2AP1-like. The transcript has a single exon. Gene Ontology annotation, biological process: G protein-coupled receptor signaling pathway. Bases 1 to 939 code for a protein of 312 amino acids. The record is from RefSeq and is a predicted model, not a curated record. Gene Ontology annotation, molecular function: G protein-coupled receptor activity; olfactory receptor activity. Gene Ontology annotation, cellular component: membrane. Lineage: Eukaryota; Metazoa; Chordata; Mammalia; Dasyuromorphia; Dasyuridae.
AUGGGAAACCAAACCACAGUGACAGAGUUCUUUCUUGUAGGAUUGACAAAUGACCCCGAGAUCCAAGUUAUUCUUUUUGUUUUUCUACUACUAACGUAUCUUUUAAGUGUCUUUGGAAAUCUGACCAUCAUUAUUCUCACCCUGCUGGAUUCCCACCUUCAGACUCCCAUGUAUUUCUUCCUCCGGAACUUCUCCUUUUUGGAAAUUUCCUUUACAACUGUCUUUGUUCCCAAAAUGCUAGUGAAUAUAGGAACUGGGAACAAAACUAUUUCCUUUGUUGGAUGUUUUACUCAAUAUUUUUUUGCCAUUUUAUUGGGAGCAACAGAAUUUUAUCUUUUGGCUGCCAUGUCCUAUGAUCGUUAUGUGGCCAUCUGCAAGCCCUUGCAUUAUACAAUGGUGAUGAACAAGAGGCUUUGUCUCCAACUGGUCCUUAGCUCCUGGAUCUCUGGUUUCAUGGUUGUUAUUGGACCGCAUAUCAUGACCACAAUGUUGCCAUUUUGUGCAUCUAACAUCAUCAACCAUUACUGUUGUGACUAUACCAUAUUGCUCCAGUUGACCUGUGCAGACACAUACUUCAUAGAGAUGAUUGAAUUUGUCUUGGCUGUGGUGACUCUUCUUUUUACAUUACUACUGGUAAUGAUCUCCUAUGCAUAUAUCAUGAGGACAAUUAUGAAAAUCCCUUCUGCUCAGAAAAGGAAAAAGGCCUUUUCUACCUGCUCUUCUCAUAUGAUAGUUGUCUCUCUCUCCUAUGGUAGCUGCAUCUUCAUGUAUGUUAACCCAUCUUUGAAAGAAGCAGCAACUUUUAAUAAAGGAGUAGCUGUGCUGAAUACCUCAGUUGCUCCUUUGUUAAAUCCUUUCAUUUAUACUCUAAGGAACCAGCAAGUAAAAAGAGCUUUCACAGAUAUGGUCAGAAGAAUGAAGUUUUUCUCAAUAAAGUGA